AUGGAGCCGCCCCACGACUCCAAGCGGGAAGCCAAAAUCCUCGCUCUUGCGGCUUCGGAGCGCAUCAUGCCGCUGCUGGAAACUUUCAGUUUCAACGGGAGCCAAUUCGUUCUGGUGUUUCCGUUUAUGCGCUACGACUUUGGCGAUGUGCUGCACGACAGGAAAUUGACAAAGGGCCAAGUCAAGUCGUGCUUAAAAGACUUGUUUACCGGACUGGCGUACAUUCACAGCAAGGGUAUCGUUCAUCGCGACAUCAAGCCUUCCAAUAUUCUCCUCAAGUCCUUGGACGGCCCGGCAUUCCUCUCCGACUUUGGCAUUGCAUGGGCGGCCGGUGUGUCGGGUUCAGAAGCAGCAGACUCCAAGAUUACCGAUGUAGGAACCACCUGCUACAGGCCACCCGAACUGUUGUUUGGCAACCAAAAGUACGAUUGUAGUCUGGAUCUAUGGGCUGCUGGCUGCACGGUGGCGGAGGCGCUACACCCAGACCACGAGACGCUCUUUGAUUCUGGGGAGCUGGGAAGCGAUCUGGCGCUGAUUCAGAGCGUAUUCAAGAAGCUGGGAACGCCGACGCUGCAUAUCUGGCCGGAGGCAGCAAGUUUCCGCGACUGGGGCAAGGUGCAGUUCUACGAGUACCCAGCACAGGACUGGUCUGUGUUGCUACCAACUCUUUCUGAGCCAGAACGCGACCUCGUCGGCAGUCUGGUGAGCGACGACCGCUCUGGACGACUCGCCCGACCGCUCAACAUGGCGUUUCUAUUCCGCAACAAGCAGAAGAACAAUCUCGAGCUCACCCGAUCCAUCAAGGAGCUCACGCUGCGGCUUGGGCAAGAGGACAGGCCCAACCCCAAGCUCGAGGAGGGGCUUGCGCUCGACCUGCAGCAGAUGAAGAUUAGGCUUCAGGGAACACCUGACACAGAAGUGAACCCCGAGGCCGUGUUCCAGCUGCUCACCAACAUCCUCAACGAAGACGUGCUGUAUGUGCUCGCCAUCAACAUCCACCGGCUUCCGUUUGAAUCGCGAAAGGACGCACAGGUCAUCUUCUCGACAGCCUUUCGCUACAAGCCCGCCGGCCAGACGACGCCGCAGGUGCUGGAGCACGUUGUUGCAUACCGACCGGAGAUCAUCAUUGCGCUAUGUCGGGGCUACGACCGGCGGGAGAGCGCCAUGCCAUGCGGUGGAAUCCUGCGCGAGGCGCUCAAGUACGACGCGAUUGCUGCACUGCUUCUGUACGACGAGCCAAUGGAGGAUGGCAAGACGCUGGACCUGGGCAACGUGAAUCCCGACCUGCCGUCGUCUGGCAACGGCGUCUUCUGGCGGUUUUUUGGGUGGAUCGACAAGGGCGCGUUUGAAGUCAGCGCAGACGCAUUCAAUACCUUCAGGACGAAUUUCGACGCCUUUUUUUCCAAGUACAACUCGAUGCUGGUGCAGUCGGAAAGCUAUGUCACGAAGCGCCAGUCGAUCAAGCUACUGGGCGAGAUUCUGCUGGACCGGGCCAACUACAACGUCAUGACGCAAUACGUCGACUCGGGCGAGCAUCUCAAGAUCAUCAUGAAGCUGCUGCGCGAUGACCGCAAAAUGAUCAACUACGAGGGUUUUCACGUGUUCAAGGUCUUUGUCGCGAAUCCGAACAAAUCCGUCGCGGUGCAACGUAUCCUGAUCAGUAAUCGGGACAAGCUGCUGCGGUUCCUGCCUUCGUUUCUCGAAGACCGCACCGAAGACGAGCAGUUUAUCGACGAAAAGAGUUUCCUGAUCCGCCAAAUCGAGCAGCUGCCGCCGGCGCCCGUCGCCCCGCCCACCGCCAUAUAG
Exserohilum turcica Et28A is the source of this 1806-nucleotide messenger RNA. RefSeq lists its product as uncharacterized. Gene Ontology annotation, biological process: intracellular signal transduction; protein phosphorylation. Bases 1 to 1806 code for a protein of 601 amino acids. NCBI's taxonomy places the organism in Eukaryota, Fungi, Ascomycota, Dothideomycetes, Pleosporales, Pleosporaceae. The record is from RefSeq and is a predicted model, not a curated record. The transcript has 7 exons. Gene Ontology annotation, molecular function: protein kinase activity; ATP binding; protein serine/threonine kinase activator activity.